Messenger RNA from Macadamia integrifolia, 2759 nucleotides. RefSeq names its product transcription factor MYC2-like. The transcript has a single exon. Lineage: Eukaryota; Viridiplantae; Streptophyta; Magnoliopsida; Proteales; Proteaceae. The coding region runs from base 291 to 2288 and encodes 665 amino acids. Gene Ontology annotation, molecular function: protein dimerization activity; DNA-binding transcription factor activity; transcription cis-regulatory region binding. Gene Ontology annotation, cellular component: nucleus. The record is from RefSeq and is a predicted model, not a curated record. Gene Ontology annotation, biological process: regulation of DNA-templated transcription.
CCGCAUAUCAAACAAGCUCGCCAUCGGCCACCUGCCACAAAUUCACCGGCCACCUCAUCUCACCUCCUCAACCUCUCUCUACUCUCUCUCUCCCUCCCUCUCCUCCGGUGACGACGAUUUUUCACCGAAGAAGUGGUCUCCGAAUCAGCUGUAAUGGAUUCACUUCUGGUUUUUCUGGCGCUGUAAUUGCUUUUGAUACCCACCUGGUUUUCUACCGACGUCCACCUCUCUCUCUCUCUCUCUACACUGUUCUACCAUUUUUUUUUUUUUCGCUUUAGACAGUUUAUGGAAUGACGGAUUACCGGUUACCGACGAUGAAUCUGUGGACAGACGAUAACGCUUCGAUGAUGGAAGCUUUUUUGGCUUCCGAUCUCACAGGUUUCGGUGGUUGGGCUUCUUCGUCGUCGGCUUCAACAACACCUAACAUAGCUGAUCCUUCAAGAACCAUAGCUCAACCCCAACCUUCGAUGUUGCUCAGUCAAGAGUCUCUUCAGCAGAGGCUACAAACUCUAAUUGAGAAUGCUCGGGACAGCUGGACUUAUGCGAUUUUCUGGCAGUCUUCGGUUGACAUUUCUGGUGCUUCUUUGUUGGGGUGGGGUGAUGGUUAUUAUAAGGGAGAAGAGGUUAAGAUGAAGAGGAAGAUGACUCCUGCUUUGGCGGCGGAGCAGGAGAAUCGGAAGAAGGUGCUUCGAGAUCUCAAUUCAUUGAUCUCUGGUGUACCGGCUUCAGCCGACGACGCUGUAGCUGUCGAUGAAGAGGUUACCGAUACAGAAUGGUUCUUUCUUGUAUCGAUGACACAGUCGUUUGUGGACGGUGGUGGUCUUCCUGGUCAAGCUUUCUUCACUUCGUCGCCGAUUUGGGUCACCGGAAGUGAGAGGCUUGCGAGUUCGUCUUGCGAGCGAGUACGGCAAGGGCAAGUCUUUGGGUUGCAGACGAUGGUUUGUAUUCCUUCUGCGAACGGCGUGGUUGAAUUAGGUUCGACGGAACUGAUAUUCCACAACUCCGAUCUGAUGAACAAGGUUAGGGUUUUGUUUAAUUUCAACAAUCUUGAAAUGGGUUCUUGGCCGACGGCUCAGACGGAUCAAGGUGAGAACGAUCCCUCCUCACUCUGGCUCUCAGAUCCGUCGUCAUCGGUGAUCGAAAUUAAGGACUCUGUUAAUACCGCCCCAACUGCUUCUACUGCUGUUACUGCUACAACUACAGCCCCUGCCAUUGUUCCUGAGAUUUCUAAGUCAAGUCACUUCGAACAGCCGAGCUCGAGUAGCUUAACUGAAAACCCUAGCACGAUAACUAUACAGCAUCAUCAGCAGACACAACAACAGACGCAGAGCUUCUUCCCUAGAGAAUUGAACUUCUCCGAAUUUGCAUUCGAUGGAAGUAGUGCGAUGAAUGGCGCUUCUUCUUGUAAGCCGGAGUCUGGAGAGAUCUUAAAUUUUGGGGAAAGCAAGAGGACUUCGAGCAGUGCUAAUGGUAAUCUCUUCUCAAACAAUUCAACACAAUUUGCUGCAGAUGAUAAGAAGAAGAAAUCUCCCACAUCGAGGGGUAGUAACGAAGAGGGCAUUCUCUCAUUCACUUCUGGCGUAGUAUUGCCCUCUUCUGGUGUUGUUAAAUCGAGCUGUGGAACCGGAGAUUCUGACCACUCUGACCUUGAAGCUUCGGUUCGAGAGGCUGAGAGUAGCAGAGUGGUUGACCCUGAAAAACGACCGCGGAAGCGAGGAAGGAAACCUGCCAAUGGCCGAGAAGAGCCACUGAAUCAUGUUGAAGCAGAGAGACAGAGGCGCGAGAAGCUCAACCAGAGAUUCUAUGCAUUAAGAGCUGUGGUACCCAAUGUCUCCAAGAUGGACAAAGCUUCCCUCCUUGGUGAUGCCAUUGCCUACAUCGAGGAGCUCAAAAAGAAGUUCAAAACAGCUGAAUCUGACAAGGAGGUCUUGCAGACUCAAGUUGAUACCCUGAAGAAGGAGCUAGCUAGUAAACCUGGACCAGUCAUGCCUGUAACUGAUAAUGAUCGUAAGAACUCAAGUCAAGGAAGCAAGCCAUCGGAUAUGGAAAUUGAAGUGAAGAUUCUUGGCCGGGAAGCCAUGAUUCAAAUCCAGUGCAAUAAGAAGAACCACCCAGCAGCAAGGUUAAUGGCUGCUCUCAAGGAGCUGGACCUAGAUGUUCAACAUGCAAAUGUCUCUGUGGUGAAGGAUUUGAUGAUUCAACAAGCUGCAGUGAAGAUGUCAAACAGGAUAUUCAGUCAGGAUCAGCUCAGGAUUGAUCUAUUUUCAAAAGUUGCAGAACCUCGAUGAGCAUUUGAUAGCCCUUUUCAUACUUAAGAAUUCUACCAUGGCGAUCACGGGAAAGUUUUAAAACCCGGUGAGUAAGUUAUGUAUAUUGUUACAUAGCAGCUCCAAAGUCUAUCUGAGUUGCAGCAAUGAAAUACUGGAGCUGAAUUCUGAAGAAGAGAGUUCCUCGUGUUCAUCGGUGGAGUAAGUUCUCCGACUGAGUAAUGCGAUAACUUGCCGGCCUUUGUGUUCAUCAUCAGUACUUCUUCAGUGUAUAUAUAUAUAUGUUUACACGAUCUGAGGGUUUUUUUUUUGUUUCCCUUGUGGUUUUAGGCUCUAGCUUGUUAAUUUAUUAGGGAUAGUAAUCUUGUUGUAUUCUAAGUGGAUUCCACAGGUGACUUGCUCAGUUACUGAGACUUGGAAUCUGAUAUAAGUCUCUUGUAAUUUUAGACUUGUCAUUCUAGUGAAUAUAAAUCCCAAGUUAGAUUGUUUGAA